AUGCCAUUAAAGUCGGGAGUAUUGCAAAGGUUACGAAGACUGUCACACAAAUGCACUUUUUCUGAUGACUCACAGACAGUUCGUAAAGUUCAAGUCAGUAGCAAAGGGGUCAUUGUUCGUGAGAUCCCUACUCCUGCUUCUCCAUCAUCUAAGAAAAGAAGAGCUCAAGAUGUAAUCAAUCAUAUCUCAAAGAAGCAGUACAAACGCAAAAUCGUUCUUCGUGAUGAUUCGUCCAAAAACGAAGUGGUCCCUGAUACACCACCAGUUUCGUCUACUCCCAUGGUAACUUCAGUUCCUAUUAUUUCAUCAGUUACUCUUAUUAUUCCUAUUGCACCUUCAACAACUAUUCCACUCGAAAUAGUGGUGACCAAGUCAAUUUCUGAAUAA
This is a messenger RNA of Lactuca virosa, 387 nucleotides long. Lineage: Eukaryota; Viridiplantae; Streptophyta; Magnoliopsida; Asterales; Asteraceae. The record is from the annotation of a GenBank genome assembly.